Molecule: messenger RNA, 429 nt
Organism: Suillus bovinus
Lineage: Eukaryota; Fungi; Basidiomycota; Agaricomycetes; Boletales; Suillaceae
Product: Erg28-like protein
Exons: 5
Coding region: 1-429 (142 amino acids)
Cellular component (GO): endoplasmic reticulum; membrane
Molecular function (GO): protein-macromolecule adaptor activity
Source: RefSeq, a predicted model, not a curated record
AUGGCCACUCAGAGUCAGAUACUGCUGGAAUACCUGCCCAAGUCUGAAGGCCUUUUGCCUAAAUGGCAGCUCAUAGUCGCCACAAUGGCUGUGUUCAACACUAUUCAGAACUUUGCGACACUGAAGCUGACCCGCAGGCUUUAUGCUCGCGUUCCGUCUGCCUCAAUUACACCACUCCAGGCUCGAACGUUCGCAGUUUGGACAUUGACAUCAGCGGUCGUACGGGGAUAUGCUGCGUACAAUAUCAACAACAAAACGAUUUAUGAUAUGGCUCUUCUCACGUACCUUAUCGCAUUUGGGCACUUCACCUCUGAGAUAUGCUUCUUCCGCACAGCUAAAAUCAACCUACCUGUCCUGAGCCCUGUGAUUGUCUCUACUGCAUCACUGAUUUGGAUGUUGAGACAGUAUGAUUUCUAUGUCGCACCUUGA